ACUUCCUUUGUUUUCGUUGACUCGCUGCUGUCACAUCGGUGGCGGUUUCCCGGGCAACCACGGCAACGGCAGACCGACAACAAACGAGACCAGGUGCUGAACUGGACCGUUUUUCAAUUCGCGUUUUGUUUCAGGACAAUUCAAUUUAAGCAGAGUACCAAAGUAAAGAUGAACGAGGUGUGUGUCAGGGUGGCGGUCCGCGUCCGUCCCUUACUCCCCAGAGAAGUUCUCCACAACCACCAGGUGUGUGUGCGAGUGGUGCCCGACACGUCCCAUGUGAUGAUCGGGAAGGAUAAGACCUUUCCUUUCGAUCACGUCUUUGGCUGUGAGUCCAGCCACGAUGAGCUGUACGAGGCCUGCGUCCACCCGCUGGUGGAGUCGCUCAUCGACGGCUACAACGCUACGGUAUUCGCCUACGGACAAACCGGGUCGGGGAAGACCUACACACUAGGAGGGGGACUCGUUGAUGAGGACUGGGGUAUUAUCGGCCGCCUGGCCCAGGAUGUGUUCCAGCUGCUGGGGCAGAAGAGGCCGGCAGGGAAAGGUGAUGGGCUGAUGGAGCACACUGUACGGGUCUCCUAUAUGGAGCUGUACCAGGAGGAACUGAGAGACCUUUUGGAACUCCACACCAACCACAAAGAGCUUCAUAUCAGAGAGGACGACCGAGGAAACACAGUGGUGGUGGGGGCCAGGGAGACGGUGGUCCGCACCGCCGACGAGCUCCUCAGCGUCCUCCAGGCGGGCAACGCCCUGCGCCACACGGGCACCACGGGGAUGAACGAACACUCGAGCCGCUCGCACGCCAUCCUCUCCCUCCAGCUCAGCUGGGGCCGCCGCGGGGCCACGGGCCACGCCGUCCGCCUCUCCAAGCUCCACCUGGUGGACCUCGCCGGCUCGGAGCGCGCUGGCCGGACAGGCAACACCGGCGUGCGGCUCAAGGAGUCGGUCUACAUCAACGCCGGCCUGCUGGCGCUGGGGAACGUCAUCCGUGCGCUCUCGGACCCAGGGCGGGGUCGCCGCGGCAACAACAACAACAACAACCACGGCGGCGGCGGCGGCGGCGGUGGCGUGCACGUGCCGUACCGAGACGCCAAGAUCACGCGGCUCCUGAGAGACUCGCUGGGGGGGACGGCCCACACGCUGAUGGUGGCCUGCGUCAGCCCCUCCCACCACAGCAUGGCCGAGACCCUCAGCGUCCUGCAGUUCGCCCACAGGACACGCCACGUGCGCAACCGCCCCGGUGCCGCGGUCUCCCGGUCGGACACCAAGUCAUGCCCUCCCGUCUGGGACCCCGGCGAGGCCCGUCUGGGGGAGCUGGCCUACGAGGUGGAGACGCUCCGAGAGCUGCUGAAGGAGAGGGAGAGAGAGCUGGAGAAGGAGAGGGGGAAGGCGGGGAAAGCGGCCGGGAGGGUUGAGAAGGAGGAGGAGGAGGAGGAGGAGGAGGAGAGGAAGGAGUGUGAGGAGAGCUCCGAGAGACACACAGACCUCGGGAGGACAGCCAAUCAGGAGGAGGCGCUGCAUUAUCUCCUGCUGGCCCAUGAAGCUGCUGAGCUGUUGAAGGAUUUGUCCGCACCAACCCUUAGUGCCCCGAUCAGGCAGAGGGUGAAGGCGUGGCAAGAGAGACUCGUGACUUUGGAGCAUUUAGAUCCGACCAAUGAAAAUCCAGAUGAGGCCCAACCCCUCACCGUGCUACAGCUCAGGCGAGAACUCAACAAAAGCCAGGAGGCUUUGGCCAGAGCCGAGCAGGAAUUGCAGCAGAAAGAAGAGGCACUCCGACAGGCCAAGAGGGUGAUACAGGAAGUGGUCUUGGAUAGGAAGAGCCAGUUGCAGGCCCUAGAAGAGGAGAAGGAUCGCACACGCAUACAGACAGAACACCUGGUGGAACAAGAGAUUCUGAUCAAACGGCUUCGCGGUGACCUCAUGACCUCUAGGCUAACCCCGGGGAGCUCCGUGGAAACGGCCCCCACUGUUCACUCUGCCAGGAGGCCCUACAGCGCCCCCCUGGUGGGGUACAGCCGGCGCCACCAGCCUUCUCGGAGGAUCCAUACGAGUCCAGCAGCAUGUUCUUUGGAAAGAGUGAUGGCAGCGUUCAGGAUGCGUGGCCAUCUCCUGCUGGCGGAGAUCGAGGACAAACAGGAGGUCUACUGCCCUUUCAUCAAGCAGCGUGAGGGGAAGGGGGGAGACAGAGACCAGAAGGAGAACAUGGAGGUGGAGGAGGAGGUGGUGGACGAUGAUGAGGAUGAAGAUGGGGAGGACAGCCAAAUGGGAUUCAGACGUUCUCUGAAUCGCACUUGGACCGGCCUUCAGAAGAGUCCAGACCAGAAACACAAUGGGACUGACACUCACCAGAAGACCCACGAUGGAGUCCUGUUGUCUCAAUGUUCCCAGCUAACACAAGAGAUCGAAGGGAAACCAAUACAUCUGAAGGAGGUGGGAGUAGGAUCUUGCCCCAUUCAGCGGAGAAUCCAGGAUUUGUCUAUCAACAUGCGCAUGAAGGAGCAGCUCAUUAAAGAACUCGACAAAACAAGCAGGGAUGCCAGAGCCAUCGACACACAUAAGGAGGAUGGCAGGAAGGCAGGCGUGUUGAACAGACUGUCCCUGCAGAGCCAGCAGGCCCGGGCAGAGCUGUACCACAGCCUGCAACACCUGAGCCUGCAGAGAGAACGACUCCGAACCAGCCUGAAGCACCACUCUGCAGGGACUCAGUCCAUCAACAAGGGCUUAACAAUAGAGGGAACCAGCAUCUCCCAAAGCAGACUCUGUGAAGGCACACAAGAAGAGGAGCAUGAUGGUGAUUGGCUGGAGGGGGAGGAGGAGCGGGCCCUGCAGCGGAGGGCGGAGCUCCAGGAGCUGGAGGCGGAGCUAAAGAGGAGAGAGGAGAUGCUGCUACGCAAGGAGGCGUGUCUCCAGCAACGCAGCAAACUGGAGAACAAGAGGCUGCGUUCCAGCCAGGUCCUAAGUCAGGAUCUUCUGCGUGUUUCGACGCGGCUGGAGUCCCUCGAGGAACAGCUAGGGGGCAGUGGCCAGGCAGGGCACAACAGAGUGGUCACUGCAGAGGAACUGGAGAAGGAGAGAGACUCCCUCAGAAAGAGGAGAGACAUCCUGAACACACAGCUCCGAGAUGGGAAGGGGCUGUCCACAAAGGAAGAGCAUUCGCUGCUUGAGUUGGAGGAGGCUAUAGAAGUGCUGGAGGCGGCUCUGGACUUUAAGAACCAGUCCAUUCAAGACAGGCAGAAGCAGCUGUCAAUCACCACCAUUAUCUCCCAGCAGUCCCCGACCACUGAACCCUCCCAACUAUGUAAUGUCUCCAGGAAGCUGAAUAAGCUCUCGCAGACAGAGGCCUCGAAUUUGCUGUUAAAAUACUUCAACAAGGUGGUGCGCCUGCGGGACGAGUUGCGUUGCCUGCGGCUGUGCUGCGAGGACCUGCGCCUGGCCGCCGGCGAGCGGGAGGGCCAGUACCGGACGGCCGAGGCCGCCCUGCAGCACCUGGUCCUGGACACAGACCGGAGGCUCACCCUGCAGCAGCAGCAGCACCAGGGCAGCAUGCAGCAGCUGCUCAAACAGCUCAGAGAGGGGGGCUCUGGGGAAGCAGAGCGGGCCGUGCGAGCUAGGCUCCAGCAGCUGGAGAGGGAGUUGUUCUUCUACAAGUGUUCCAGCCGCCAGCUGAAGAAGAAACUGAAAGAGCUGCUCUGUGAUCCUCAACAAACCCCACAAGAGCCCUCCGCUCAACCAGCCCUCCCACACGAGGACCCCCAGAGGAAAUACGCGCAGAAGAACACAAAGACACCCUCUCGACCGUCUAAGAGCAACGCACACAGCACUGGGACGCAGGCGCCGACACAGGCACAGACGGGCGAACCCCCAAACGAAGCAUUUUCCUCGUCGACCUUUAACCUUCAAACAUACAAAACGACACAAAAUGAGCCCUCUUACAUUCAGACACAUGCACAGGGGCCUGUUGGGGAGGGGCCAGAGAUCGCCACGGUCCGUGUGUCUCGCAGAGAGCUAAGGGAGAUACCACCCUCAGACCUUCAGGUCCCUCGAUCGGCCACACGGGGGCGCCAUUCAGUAGUGAAGACCAGCACAGAGUCAAUACUGGAGGACUCAAUAGAGUUAUCUCGAAAACACUAAUUUAAACGAGCAAAGACAAGGGUGCCUUCUUGCCGACUAGCAAUAGUAGUAACACUGUUUGGCAAUUGGUAACUACUAAUCAGAAUGGCAACCUAUUAGUUGAUGUGUUCUGUUUUAUUUUCUCCGGUCUAAUGACAUUCCAUGAGGGUUCCUCCCCAAUUGUAAAAUGCAGGUUGAAGUUCAAUGAGAAACAGUUGCGAACUAAAUUAAGAUACGCUCUUACAGGUUAUUUAUACAUAUACAUGUCCUUACUAUUUCCAGGGAGACUAACGGUGUAACAUUACUCCAGAGGUAAUCUCAAAGCCACACUAAGGGGAAUAAACAUCGUCAUAAACCCCUUUUAGAUGUAAGACAACCUCUGUGUAGUAAUUCAAUUACCACUAUCCUUGUACUUUUUUUUCUCAGUAAUCGACAUUUAAGUUUAUAAUAGUUGAGUUACAGUCUUAGUAUUUGAACAUAAACCCAUUUGAAUGACAGGUGUCGAACUAGCAUUCAAAAUGCUAGGUAGACUAGCAUUUAAAAUGCACACAACAGAACAUAUUGAUGUGAGUACGCACUGUAAGUGUGUGUUAUGUUGUAACGUUAAAAUAUGGUUUCAUAGUUAAAUUAAAAAAACAUACGGUAACUAACGUGUUGGUUGCUUUUAUUGAUAUGUUGACCUAGUUUGCUUAUUUUAGGGAGUUCAUAGCGGUGUUGGGUAAU
Messenger RNA from Gadus macrocephalus (Pacific cod), 4833 nucleotides. RefSeq names its product kinesin-like protein KIF27. The transcript has 16 exons. Gene Ontology annotation, biological process: microtubule-based movement; mitotic spindle organization. Lineage: Eukaryota; Metazoa; Chordata; Actinopteri; Gadiformes; Gadidae. Gene Ontology annotation, molecular function: microtubule binding; microtubule motor activity; ATP binding. The record is from RefSeq and is a predicted model, not a curated record. The coding region runs from base 169 to 4131 and encodes 1320 amino acids.